Molecule: messenger RNA, 3573 nt
Organism: Candidozyma pseudohaemuli
Lineage: Eukaryota; Fungi; Ascomycota; Pichiomycetes; Serinales; Metschnikowiaceae
Gene: SSK2
Product: mitogen-activated protein kinase kinase kinase
Exons: 2
Coding region: 1-3573 (1190 amino acids)
Biological process (GO): protein phosphorylation
Molecular function (GO): ATP binding; protein kinase activity
Source: RefSeq, a predicted model, not a curated record
AUGAGUCAGACACUCGCCAACAAUCUCCACAACAGCAAUCAGUAUCUUGCACAAGAAAGGGCUUAUCUCAGAAGAAUAAGAAACCAAUGGGAUAAUGAUUACUAUACUAAGGGAAUCAAAAGUGCGGACGAGGAACUGAGCAAGGGCGAGAUUAACAAUAAUGAAGAUGAUGAAGAUGAUGACGAUUUCCUGACUUACGGUAACACUGACCUUCUAAUAGACAUGGAUGAUGAGAAGUACCAGAUCGACUACAGUCUCGCGUUCGAUAUCAUGAAGUCAUCAAACUCCAACAUCAGUUUCGAUAAAACAAAUCUGAUAAGCGAGGAUACAGUGAAAGAUCCAGCAGUCCUUGAACGUCUUGACUGGCAGGCAAUGUUAUCAUCUGUACUCACAGGAGAUGUUGUCAGGUCAGAAAAAACCAAAAUCAUCGAUAACACAAGUGUCAACGACGGCCAAGAACCCUUUUUGCAUACGAACUACAAGGAGAACUUAUGGUUUGGAAUUCGUGCAAAACUCUUCAACAGGACAGAGGAUGAUCAAAAGAAGAUAAUUUUUUACCGCAGAACUCUUACUGAGCAGUUGAUUGAAGAUAUCAUGAGCUUUGAACUCUCCUAUGAUAAAGACAGUAAGUCACCGCGCCAGCAGGUUGUCGAAAUUCUUGAGAAGUAUGAGAGAGUAUGCGAUCAAUGGCGAAGCUUGGAGGAUAUGAAGCAUGACAAGCCGGCGUGUCGAUCCGAAGCGUUUCAAAACCGCAUUGACGCUCUCAACGCAUGGUUAAGUAUUACUGAUGCAAUUGAAAGAGAAUCGCAGUCAUUCAAACUGUGGGUUGGAAAUGAUGAUCUUGAUAUUAUGAGGGGGAAAGCUGAUGCGCUGGUACCCAAUGAAGCUGAACUUGAACGAGAUAGCCUCACAAGCUCUAAAAACAAAGUUGUGAAAAAAAUUUUUGAGGAGGACAAUAAGUCUUUGGCUGAACGUCUUAUGAAGGAGAAAGACGUUCACACCAUCUUUCGCAAACGAAUUUUUAUACCGUUAGCGCCAUGGAUGGUCAAGUCAAGGGAGACAUAUAUCAAUCUCGGGCAUAUCUUCGAGGUGCUCAAGCUUCCUGACUAUAUUCAUGAUUUAAUUCAGCUUUGCCUUAUUCCCUUACGUCUCAUAAAGGAGAUUAUCAACAUACGAAUGAAGUAUGCUUUGAAGCUUCAAAAUCCCACUUUGAUGAUGAUUGACCAGAUGAUUGAGGAUUUCAAAUCGUACAUCACAAUCGCGCUAGAAGUGAAGAAUGGUAUUAUGAGCUAUUGCAAGCCUGAUGAGAAUAAAACAUGGCUCAUUGAAGAUUUAUUUGACUCUGAUAUCCUAGAUUUCGAUAAAGUCGUUCUUCAGUGCGUCCGCUACUUCCUCGUUCUCCUCAACAGGAAGCUCAUAGAUAGUUCCAAAACACCAAGCACGUUCAGAACAAACAAGGAGCCAGAGGAAUUGGAAGACACUUGGAACUUUCUCAAGUCAUUAGGUGAAUUCAUUGAUGGGGGUAGCAUAGUUGUUGCGGAGAACAUAACUCUUAUCACGCUGCGAUUGUGCCAAAAGCUUUUGUCGUAUCUCAACAACCAGAUUAAAAAUCCCCCUAGCUCCAAUAUGAGCUCACUGGAGCUCAUAAGGUGGUAUAAUUCUACCACAGAAAACUUCGGACAGUUGAGAAGAAAGCUUGCGAGAUUCACAAGUGAGUUAUCACGCUCUUUCACCAAUUCAGUGGCAUUCGAAAUACCGACAAAUAACGGGAGUCGAACUAAAGCCUUGCUUGAGGCCUUGAAAAGUACUAAUCACUUCCUUGUCUACACCGGUACUGUUGAGGCACAGGGAAUGUACUUUUUCUCGAGUCCUGAGUUGAAAGAUAACGAAUCUGAAAUUCUAAGGAUCAUUAAUGGAUCGCGGAUUGGUAUUGAUCAGUCGGAGUCAUUCGAUGAGUUUGUUAGCCUCUUAAACAUGGUAAACGUCUCGGGUAUGGAGUUUGCUAUCCCGGAAGACGGUGGCUACCAAGAAUUGGUCAAUUCUUAUUUCAUUUAUGCCAGAGACUUUGGAAAGGGUUCGGUAAAGUGGGCAGACCCUCUGAAAAAAUCAACUGUGAUAAUGAAGUUGAUUCAACUAUCCAUCCAAUGGGUAAGCUUCAUUUGCGAUGAUUGUAUUCCGACAGACAGGAAAACCUUCCGAUGGUGUGUGCUUGCUCUCGAGUUUUCCAUGGAGAUGACUCGCGGGUUCAAUGUUCUAGUGUUAAACGAGGAACAGUUCAAUAAGCUCAGACUCAAAGUGGCUAGAUGUAUGUCACUCUUGAUUUCUCAUUUCGACAUCAUGGGAGCUCGUUCAAGCGAAGCUGAGAAAAAGAAGUUGCUUAAGUGGACAUCUCAACGUCACAAAAUUGAGAACACCACUGACGAUGAAUAUAUUCUUACAGCUUAUCGCGAAGAUGUCAUGAAGGAAAUUGAGGAAAUUGAGAAUUACAGGGCAGAGGUCCAAGAGCAGCUCAAUUCUAUUGGUCGGGUGUUGGAUGUGUCUGAUCUGGAAUACCAUUUUGUUAAACUCCUUGCGUCCUCUUUCUCGAGUGUUUCGAUUAGAUGGCAGAAAGGUAGGUUCAUUGGCGGAGGCUCGUUUGGUCAAGUCUUUGCGGCUGUCAAUUUGGAUACCGGUGGUGUGAUGGCUGUGAAAGAGAUAAGAUUCCAUGACAGUCAAUCAAUCAAAAUAAUUCCGUCUAUCAGAGAUGAGAUGACUGUCUUGGAAAUGUUGAACCAUCCUAAUGUCGUGCAGUACUUUGGUGUGGAGGUUCAUAGGGACAAAGUCUACAUCUUUAUGGAAUUCUGUGAGGGUGGCAGUCUUUCAGGACUUUUGGCUCACGGUCGUAUCGAGGACGAAAUGGUGAUUCAAGUCUACACUUUACAGAUGUUGGAAGGUUUGGCGUAUCUUCACCAGUCUGGUGUUGUUCAUCGCGAUAUCAAGCCCGAGAAUAUUUUAUUGGACCACAAUGGAGUUAUUAAGUUUGUCGAUUUUGGAGCUGCUAAGGUCAUCGCAGCUACUGGAAAGACCCGGGGAUCGACCAUGCAAUCAUCGCAACCUGCGAAGAAUAAUCCGGAGAACUUGAACUCAAUGACAGGAACGCCGAUGUAUAUGUCUCCUGAGGUAAUCACUGGUCAGUCAACAGCCAAGAAUGGAGUUGUUGAUAUUUGGUCUCUUGGUUGCUGUGUACUAGAAAUGGCUACUGGAAGACGCCCUUGGGCUAAUCUUGACAAUGAGUGGGCCAUUAUGUACCAUAUUGCUGCUGGGCACAAGCCACAAUUGCCUUCGCCUGAUCAGUUGAGCGAAUCUGGUCGCAAGUUUUUAUCUAGAUGUCUUGAGCAUGAUCCAACGAAGAGGCCAAGCGCAGUCGAACUCUUGAGCGACCCUUGGAUUGUGCAGAUUCGACAAGCCGCCUUUGGUUCUAGCGAUGGCUCCACACCUUCCUCCGAAUAUGGCCCUGCCAUUACUCCUACCAGUGAAGCGUCAGCUCCAUUAAGUUCUUCGUCGGAUCACAGCCAUCAGUUGGGCGAAAAUUAG